Symbiodinium necroappetens is the source of this 1764-nucleotide messenger RNA. Lineage: Eukaryota; Dinophyceae; Suessiales; Symbiodiniaceae. The record is from the annotation of a GenBank genome assembly.
AUGAUGGGUGGCGAAUACUCCACUGCCAAAAUCUCCAGAGGCAACUAUCUGAGCAUGUGGCUGGAGCCGUUGACGGCAUGGCAGCUGCCCGAAACGUGUGGAGAUCGAACAGAUACAAGGGUCGAGACUGGCAGCAUCCGCAUCCAUUGUUUCGUCAUUGUCGGCAACUUUCGCCGGUGUGGUGAAGUGGUCAGCUGCGCUGGGAUCAAGGUUGUGCCCUUCGCAGCACAGGUGCCGAUGAUUCGCAUACAGAUGCCACCGAACAUGAACGACCUCUUCGGAUCGCUGAUCUACGAGCUGGAUGUCUACAGCCUGAGACUGCCAUCUUCUGGUGCUCUCCCCCACCGUCUCAUGGUGCAAGUGAUGAAGGAAGAUGGGACCAAGCCCCAUUUCAGGGUGGCCACCGGUCGCUUUUACAACGCGCCAACUCGUAACUUCGCGACGAUUGGGCGUGUUCUCAGUGCACCUCAGAUGGGCCUCGAGCCAUUCGAAGGAGUGCAAAGUCACGUUCUCUAUGUGAUGCUUCAGAUGGCUGUGCCGCUGCGCGGACAGGACAGGACGCGGCCUGCGCCGAAUGCCCGUCCUGGCUCCUACUUCGUGAUCAGGGCCCCGCCAGGCUUCCGGAUGCUACAGGCCGUCGAGGUGAACCACACAGGAGGUGACCUUGGCAUGGUGACUUUGACGCCAGAUGGUGAUGCGGCAUCGCGCCUGAACAACACCAUGCCACAACCUGCUCCAACCGGCUUUGGAACGCCUGACCUUGGGGGUUGGUCGAUGCUUGGCGAGGAGGCCACGUACGCCCUCCUUGAUCGCUCGCUCAUUCCUGCAAUGUCGUCGCUCGUGAUGGGCUUGCGUGUGUACCCCGGCAAUACGAGCAUGCCCAUCACUAACACCCUGAACUUGUGGUCUGUGCAGGUAUAUUCUCCUGGAGACCACAAUCUCACAGUGGUGAACUUCAGCGCGACAUUUUAUCGCACUGGCCUAGGAGGAGUGCCAGUGCUGGGACGGCUCGAGAAUGCCUUGAUCCAGCCACUGGUUCCCAUGGUUUCCCCCAGCGCAAGCGCGCCGACCGUUCAGUCGCUCAGCGUGUUCUUCAGAGCCGUGGAGGAUGUCAAUGCAGGGGGGUCUAUCGAUGUGGAGGCACCUCGUGUCUUCGAUUUCGGCGCAGCCUGCCAAGCCUCCGAUCUAUCCGACGGGUACUAUGUGACUGGUCCGGUUCCUUCAGUCCAUCGUCUUCCCGAGAUCAUUCGUUGUGAAAGUCACCGGAGCAGCGACGUUCAAACAGGUCCGUACAAUGUGGCUCGCAUUUUCAUAGAGGGACCGUUGAAGGGAGUAAACAUCUACGGCUUCUCGAUCAUUGCGAGAAAUCCAACACUUGAUGAAGUUUCGCAGAUCCUCUCCUUGAAUGAUCCGUGGUCCGAUGUGGACUGGAACAUCACAACACGUGGGCCUGAAGGUUCUCCUGUUUGUGCCACUUACGGCGGCGCACCUGGUGCUGCAGAUGGCAGUGGCUCCUGGCGACUUGUGAACAAGUCGAUUCCACCGAAAGUGUCCGUCAGCCAGAGGCCAAGCCACGAGCCCGUAGUCUCGGACCAGUGGACCAAAAUGCGGCAAGUGGCGAAGUCACUGCGGGGGACUUUUUCUCUCAAGCGGCUGUUGAAAUGCCAAGGUGAGGCGUUGGCUACGCCGGGCCCUGCCAUUGCUGCCGGCCAUCUCAGAGUGAUGCAUUCUAAUUGCCUGUAUGUGAGCCAAGUUGAAGUGUAG